GCGCAUGGUCCAAAGCCAGCACGAGUCUCGCAUGGUGGAGUUGGAAGCCGGCCAAAAAGUGAAAGAUCUGGAGGAGGCUCUGUCUACAGAGAGGGAGCGGACCCAGAACAAGGAGGAGAGGUCUUUUUACAGCUUUAGAACAUACCACAACGUUUGCUCUCAUAGCAAUUAAUGUCUCCACGUUUGUCCCCAGGGUACGUCAAACCAUGUCGGCCAGCAAAAAGAGGAAACGUCCGAAGGACAGCGAGGGUUUGAGCUCGGGCGGAUGCAAUGUGCCUCGUCCUAAAAUCGCCCAGCAGGUCACUGUGGAUGAGCAGCAGGUCACUCUGGAUGAGGUGGACUCGUACGGCAAAUAUGUCAGACUCCGCAAUACAGUUGAUGAGGAUCAGAAUUUGGGGAACUGGCAGGUGAAGCUCCAGAUUGGAUCUUCUGCUCCCAUCGUAUUCAAGUUUGCCGCAGAAUUCAUCCUGAAGGCCCACGAGAGUGUCACGAUCUGGGCGGCUGACGCUGGCCGAAACCACAAUCCUCCCUCUGAUCUAGUCUGGGAGACACAGUCCAACUGGGGACCCGUAGGCCAGGUCCACUUUACCUUGAUCAACGCCAACGGAGAGGAAAUAAGGAUGAGCAAAGCCACUGGCGCACGUUUGGAAGAUGAUGAUGGAAAUUCCACUUCCACCGUGGGAUAGAGGAAAUGGAAUUUCGGUUUCUUGUGUGUCUUGACAUAUGAAGGGAUUGACAAUAAAGCAGACUUUGACUUUUGACAUGGUCACAUUAUAAAAAUAUUGUAUAACAA
Syngnathus typhle (broad-nosed pipefish) is the source of this 793-nucleotide messenger RNA. RefSeq names its product lamin-B2-like. Bases 207 to 686 code for a protein of 159 amino acids. The transcript has 4 exons. Lineage: Eukaryota; Metazoa; Chordata; Actinopteri; Syngnathiformes; Syngnathidae. The record is from RefSeq and is a predicted model, not a curated record.